This is a messenger RNA of Pseudozyma hubeiensis SY62, 1722 nucleotides long. RefSeq names its product Ankyrin repeat protein. The coding region runs from base 1 to 1722 and encodes 573 amino acids. The record is from RefSeq and is a predicted model, not a curated record. The transcript has a single exon. NCBI's taxonomy places the organism in Eukaryota, Fungi, Basidiomycota, Ustilaginomycetes, Ustilaginales, Ustilaginaceae.
AUGCCAGUACGUCGGCGCGACAUGGCCGACGCGUCCGGCCCAUCGAGACGAUACGAUCAGGAGCUCAAACCCAAAGUCAAGCCCGAGCCCUUGACGGACAAUGUUAUCGACCUGUGCGACUCGGACGAGGAGCCUGUUGCUCCGCGCAAGCCCGCAUCAUUCAAUUUGAAGUCACCUCCCAAAAGAUCAACCGCAAGGACUGGCAAAGUCAAAGACGAGUUUCAAGACGAUCAUGAUCCCAGCGAAUCCGAGUCCUCCUCCGACGAUGACUUCCGCGGUAGCAAAGCAAAACGCAAGUCCAACAAGCGUCCACCAGCAGAGCCACCUUCGACUGCCAAGCUUUACGCCAUUGCGCGCAUCGUGACGCUCGCCACCGACGGCGUCGCCUCGGUCUCACAAUCCGAAGCCAAACUUGCCGGCGUCAACUCCGGCAUCCUCUCUCGCAUCCAAAAAUCCUUGGCACUUGCCAAGCAUCCCGGCACCGGCGAAGCAGAAGCCCAACAAGCACUUCGUCUCGCCACGCGUCUCAUGUCAUCCCAAAACCUCACACAAGCCGAUCUCCUCGCCUCCUCUGACUCCGAAACGAAUCAGUCUCGUGCUGGCAUGUCGAUCGUCGAGAUCGUCUCCCAAACCAACGCAACUCCACGCAACGAGAGCUGGGUGAAUCAAGUCGCCAUAGCCGUCAACUACUUCUUUGACGUCAAAGCGUAUUCCACCUCGUAUGCAAAUCGUACAAAGCUCAGCUGGACUUUCUAUGGGUUGGCGGUGAACACGGUCGCUGCAGCACACGCUUUCGAGAUGGUUCACAAUCAGGUGCUGACGUGGGCGUAUGACAAGGCAGCAGCCAAGCUUGUGACGGGUAAGACGGGCAAGAAUAGCUACUGUCAAGGUGUCGCUGCUGGACUCAUUGCCUUGGCGAGGAAGGAGAAGAAGGAAGAGAUGAGGUUGGCUAUCGAGUCUGAGCAGAAGCGUUUGAAGGAUGCUGAGGAGCAGGAGAAGGCGCAGAUCAAGAAGGAGAAGGAAAGAUUGAGCGAUCCGCCAGUCAAGGCUGAGCCUGACGCGUCUCGACCGAGCGGGGUCAAGGCUGAGCGAGCAGAAGACAUGGCUAGCAGCUCUGCGUCGGGAUCUCGAAAUGUCAAGCUCGAAGAUGCAGUCGAUGAAGAGGAUACCAAGCCUUUCAGAAACGGUUUCAAACGGUCUGCCUCGCAGGACCUCGAAGACGGAUAUGGUCGGUGGUCUAACGGCGGUCACGGCGGCAUCAAGCCGGAGCCUGGACUUGGUCCAGACUACUCGGACGACGAAGACACCAACGACCGCUUCUACGACUUCAACACUGACGCUCAUCCCAGCGACGAUCCCGAAGAAGACGUCAAACCCCAUUUCGACGAGGCUCUCGAGCGCGACAUUAUUGAUCUCACCUCCGACGUCGACAUCGACCAGGUCGAAGUCAAACCGAAACUCGAACCCGACCACGACAUCAAACCGAAGAUCGAGUCCGAACACAACAAAGAUUUGGGUGCGGGAUGGCAAUCCGGUAACCAGCUCAUACGUUUCCGCCAGGAUGCUGAGAAGAUCGCAGACGAUUACCUGGCGUCUCAGCACAAAGGGCUCAAGUUGAAGAAGAGGGCGAAAUCGAGCUUCAAGAAGGACUCGAGCGCUUUCGAACAGGGGAGAGAAGAUGCAAAGAAAAUCGAUGUCAAGAGGAAGCGAAUUCAGAACUGA